AUGCCACGUAAAAUCGGUGGAAGGCCAGCGUGUCACUCACAUCAAUACUUUGAGGAAUGCAGAUUAGACAGCAACAAAGAACACGGUAUCAGAGGUAUGGCAUGCCAGAAGCAGUUUGCUAAAAAGACGCCGGCCAGUCGAAAGCGUGAACACCUAUCAGAAGUUCCUGGCGAUCGUGAUGGGCAAACCGUCGGUUGUGUUGCAAAAGAUGAGAAGACUACCUACGCUGGCAAACAAACAGUCAUCAAUCUCGAUUCUGGCAUCGAGGAUGAGGAGAGAGACAAAGACGAAGAUCCCUUAGAGGGCAUCCCUAAAACUCCGAUGAAGGACAAAAAGAAUAAAAACAAGGCCGGGCGAUUCAAAGACACCCUUCUCUCAGGAAAAUCAAAGUGUGCCGAUGCACUCGAUACAGCGAUCGCUAAAGAGUUUGCCAGGCACGACCUACCUUUCCAACUAGUAAACAGACCUUGGUUUAGCUAG
Sphaeroforma arctica JP610 is the source of this 480-nucleotide messenger RNA. RefSeq lists its product as hypothetical. The transcript is spliced from 2 exons. Lineage: Eukaryota; Ichthyosporea; Ichthyophonida. The record is from RefSeq and is a predicted model, not a curated record. Bases 1 to 480 code for a protein of 159 amino acids.